This is a messenger RNA of Cyclocybe aegerita, 1605 nucleotides long. The record is from the annotation of a GenBank genome assembly. Lineage: Eukaryota; Fungi; Basidiomycota; Agaricomycetes; Agaricales; Hemipholiotaceae.
AUGCCGACCUCGGCCUCUACGACGUCUUCCUCUUCCCUAACCCCGCCGAGACGUUUCGUACCUCCGGCGGGUGGGGAAGGAGAGCAAGGGAAUGUUCAGAGUCUUCUUCAGCUAUCACUCCUCCGCGGCAAACAUCUUUCGUGGAACUACUUAAAGAAGAUUCUCGGAGCUGGGUUGCUAACAACUUGUCUGUGGCUCAUCUCUCGCCGACGUCGUUCCACUGCGUUGGACAAUCUUCCUGGCCCCCCGGCCGGGUCGUGGCUGUCGGGCUCCCUUGACCUGAUAGCUGAUAAGAAUGGGUGGGAGUAUCAUCGCGAAAUAUCAGAGAAGUAUGGGAGUAUUAUCCGUAUCAAAGGUUUAUUCGGUCGCAAUGGACUCUAUGUGUACGAACCAAAGGCAGCCUUGACACAUAGCUUACAGGAUCAAAAUAUCUAUGAGGAAGCCGAGGGCUUCAUCCAGAUCAAUAAACUUUUAUUUGGUGAAGGGCUCCUCGCGACGCUUGGUGAACAGCAUCGUCGCCACAGGAAGAUGCUGAACCCAGUCUUUUCAAUCGCCCAUCUGCGCGAGAUGGUUCCUAUUUUUUACGAUGUCGUCCGCAAGCUCCAAGAUACCCUUGUGAAGAUGACAGCGAACGGCCCCAAAGAGGUUGAUAUGCUCGACUGGAAUACUCGGGUUGCUUUGGAGCUCAUCGGGCAAAGUGGGCUAGGGUACACGUUUGACUCGCUAGAGGAAAACUCUAUUCCUCACCCGUAUGCUGUUGCUGCGAAGAAAAUGGUAUCAGGGUCAAGCGAAAUACCCGCCGUCGUUAGAAAGUGGCUCGUACCCACCAUCGUGCAGCUCAUACCUCGUCGCCUCGGUCGAUUCUUGGUUGAUUGGGUUCCGUCGCAGACCCUUCAUCUGCUUCGUGAUGGCGUGGACUUAUUCCAUAAGACGUCUGUGGAAAUAGUUGAGGCAAAGAAGAAAGCAAUCCAGGAAGGAGACGAGGCGCUAACAACACAGGUUGGCAGAGGGAAGGAUGUCAUUAGCAUCUUGAUGAAAGCUAAUAUGGCGACUUCGGCUGAGGACAAACUAAGCGAUGAGGAACUUCUGGGCCAGGUGACGACAUUGACUUUCGCCGCCACGGAUACGACAUCUGGAGCCUUAUCUCGUAUCAUUCACCUUCUUGCCACCCAUAAAGACUACCAAGCCAAAGUUCGAGAAGAAAUCAGAGUGGCAAGGAAGGCGAAUGGCGGCCAGGACCUUGGGUACGAUGCUUUGUCGGCCUUACCGUUCCUGGAAGCGAUCUGCCGAGAGACCCUCCGCUUAUAUCCACCGGUUUCUACCCUUAUGAGAGUCGCCCGUGCAGAUAUCAUGCUACCCCUCGGAAGUCCAGUAAAGGGAAUAAACGGCGAAGAAAUUCGCGAAAUACCAGUCCCCAAGGGCACACCCAUCGUUAUCUCCAUCUUGUCUUCGAACCGAGACCCGAAAUUAUGGGGUCCGGAUGCUUAUGAAUGGAAACCUGAGCGAUGGCUUAAACCGCUCCCAGAGGCCGUUGUCAAUGCGCGUAUUGCGGGAGUUUAUUCCCAUCUGCUUACGUUUUUUGGAGGGAGUAGAGCUUGCAUGUGA